Messenger RNA from Stegastes partitus (bicolor damselfish), 1299 nucleotides. RefSeq names its product protein shisa-9-like. Gene Ontology annotation, cellular component: postsynaptic membrane; postsynaptic density; AMPA glutamate receptor complex. The transcript is spliced from 4 exons. Gene Ontology annotation, biological process: regulation of short-term neuronal synaptic plasticity; regulation of AMPA receptor activity. NCBI's taxonomy places the organism in Eukaryota, Metazoa, Chordata, Actinopteri, Pomacentridae. Bases 1 to 1299 code for a protein of 432 amino acids. The record is from RefSeq and is a predicted model, not a curated record.
AUGGCUGCCUCCAUGCAUCCACUGCUGAUAAAGUUCCCUUUGGCAAUCCUCCUGGGUCUGACCUCUCUGUGUGGACUGAACUCUCAGCCAUCCGGUCAGGCUUUGGCACAGAUCUCCUCCAACAACCAGACAACAGAACCCUCUGUGGUACCAGAGGCAGCGCUGGCAACACCCACACCAGACGUAGCAGUGGAGCAAACGGCCCCAACCAGCGGUAACCGCUGCUGGGGUUACUAUGACGUCAUGGGCCAGUGGGAUCCACCCUUCAACUGUAACGCAGGUAUCUACUUGUUCUGUUGCGGUUCCUGCUUCUACCGAUUCUGUUGCCAGUUCAAAGUCCACAGUCUGGACCAGACUUCCUGUUCCAACUAUGACACACCUGUGUGGGCAAACACCGGGCGGCCGGCAGCACCCGUCACAGAGGUCCACGAGGAACCAGACCGGGAUCGAACCCACAUGAUCGUGUAUAUUAUCUGUGGAGUGGUGGCCAUCAUGGUGCUGGUGGGGAUUUUCACCAAACUGGGGCUGGAGAAGAGUCAAGGAGGACAGACUGACAUGACCAACUCCAGGACUCUGACGGAGCUUUUGAAGCAGCCGGGGGAGGCGGGAGCGGUGGAUGGAACCGGGGUUCAUCAUCCCAUAGGGACCAACGGCAUCUCGGCCAGGGCGCUGCGCUCCAACAACGAUCAUAACCAUUUGAACAACGCAGCUUUGUCUCCCUUGGGUCCCGCCAUGGCCCUGUCUCACCCUCACAACAACCUGGGAAUCGGCUUCAACAAGUACACCUCGCUGAAGGCAGUGGACACAAGUGCAAGAGACUACUACAAAAGCUACCCAAUGGUGGAUUACACCCAUCGCCAGUCUCCUCCCACUUUCCAGCCAAUCAACUUCCACCCCAAGGACAAGCCCUUCCUCCCUCCACCCGACAUCCACGCACCGUUGGCCAUCACCAUCAACGCCUCCCAGAUGCCUAAACCCAAGAUCUCCAAGACCAACACCCACCCGCUCACCUCCAGCUCGGCCUUCAAGGCGUGGGACCCGAGCAAGAGCCACAUCCAGCACCCGGUGGCCACCCACAUGGCCCUCGGGGGUCAGCAGCAUCACCCCAUCCAGCAGCAGCAGCACCAGCCGCUGCACCAGCAGAACAGCCGGCGCCAGGCCUACUCCAACAAGAGGCAGUUCAGCAUUGAGACGCUGCCAGAGCUCUUCUCGCAGCCACUGGGUUACGGCCACUCGCCGCACAUCCACCCCAAGCACAAGGGACUGGCCACCAACAGCAAGACAGAGGUCACUGUGUGA